CUGGAAACUUCGUCCAAAGAAGAUUGCAAGUUGAUGAUCCACUUGCUCGUCUCCCUCGUAAGCCCUGUGAGCUUCGCCGCUGAUUCAGCCAAAAGAAAAUUUAUACUCUUUCAAACCCAUCUCUCUAUAAAUUCCCAUCUCAUAAACCCUAAAUCCCAAUCUCAGAGACGAGGGAGGAGACGUAAUUUAAGUGUCGAAAAUGCCCUCAUCACUUCAGCUUCACAGAAUCAAUAACAUUGAUCCCACCACAGUCGCCGUCGCCGCCACCGCUGCAGUCAACUACCACAAGCAGUCGCGGACCCCGCUAACGUGUGCCACUCCGGUGCCGGACGCGGUGGCUAGCUACCACACCCACGCGGUUGGCCCCCACCAGUGCUGCUCCAUGGUGGUGCAGACCACGGCGGCGGCGCUCCCCACCGUGUGGUCCGUCGUGCGCCGCUUCGACAACCCCCAGGCGUACAAGCAUUUCCUGAAGAGCUGCCAUGUCAUCUUCGGGGACGGCGACAUCGGUACCCUCCGCGAGGUCCACGUGGUGUCGGGACUCCCCGCGGAGUCCAGCACCGAGCGCCUGGAGAUUCUCGACGAUGAGCGGCACGUCCUCAGCUUCAGCGUCGUCGGCGGUGACCACCGGCUCUGCAAUUACCGGUCCGUCACCACUCUACACCCUUCCCCGACCGGAACUGGGACCGUUGUCGUCGAAUCUUACGUCGUUGAUAUUCCGCCGGGUAACACGAAGGAGGAUACUUGUGUUUUCGUGGACACGAUCGUGAAAUGCAACUUGCAGUCACUAGCCCAGAUGUCUGAAAAACUUACCAACAAUAAUAGAAAUUCGUCUUAAUUUUUCUAUCUUUCUCAUAUAGAUUUCUGUGUGGGAGACAUGCCUUCUUACUCUUUUGGAUUAUUGCACCCCCGUCACAACUUUACAUUCUGCAUUUCUUCUUCUUCUUCUUCUUCUCCUUCUUCUUUUUUGGGAUUUCAUUUUGGUAUUUGCUUGUCCUGAAAUCUGUAUGUCUUCUCUGUAUGUACGUAUGAGUGUAUUAUCUGUACAUGAAUGAAUGAGAAAAAGUAGAUAAGUUGAUCAGAA
Vitis riparia (riverbank grape) is the source of this 1084-nucleotide messenger RNA. RefSeq names its product abscisic acid receptor PYL4-like. Bases 200 to 838 code for a protein of 212 amino acids. Gene Ontology annotation, cellular component: nucleus; cytoplasm. The record is from RefSeq and is a predicted model, not a curated record. NCBI's taxonomy places the organism in Eukaryota, Viridiplantae, Streptophyta, Magnoliopsida, Vitales, Vitaceae. The transcript has a single exon. Gene Ontology annotation, biological process: abscisic acid-activated signaling pathway. Gene Ontology annotation, molecular function: signaling receptor activity; protein phosphatase inhibitor activity; abscisic acid binding.